AUGGCACACGCACCGCGUAAUAGAUUUCUUGUACCGGGAAUUCCGCGCUAUUCUCGCAGCGCCGUUUAUGCUAAGAAAGCUUUAUACAAAGAAAAGAGGAAGGGAACUUUUAAAAAAACUGAAGUUGAACUCCCAACCACUAAAAAAGUCCCAUUCAAAGAUGGACAUCGUAUUGUUCCAUUGGAAAAAGCACCACGAUUUUAUCCCGCAGAAGAUAUUCCAGAUCCUAAGAAAUCUCGUAAAGUUAACAAACCUACUAAACUUCGUGCUUCCAUUACUCCUGGCACUAUUCUUAUCUUGUUAGCUGGUCGUUUUCGUGGAAAGCGUGUCGUCUUUUUAAAACAACUACCUAAUGGAAUGCUAUUGGUAACUGGACCGUUUAAAAUCAACGGCGUUCCAUUAAAACGUGUUAAUCAAGCCUUUGUUAUUGCUACUUCCACAAAAAUCGAUAUUUCUACUUGCUCGCUUGAUAAAUUUGAUGACGCUUAUUUUAAGAGGGAAAAAGACAGUAAAAAAGGUACCGAAGAGGAAUUAGUUGGCGAAAAUCAAAAGCCAAAAAAAACAGUUUCUGAAGCGAGGGUUGCCGAUCAAAAAGAAAUCGAUAGCAAAAUCAUCGCUGGAUUGAAUACUCCCCAUAUCAAAGAUUAUUUACAAUCCAGAUUUUCUCUCUCAAAAGGUCAAUUUCCUCAUACAUUAGUUUUCUAA
Molecule: messenger RNA, 705 nt
Organism: Racocetra persica
Lineage: Eukaryota; Fungi; Glomeromycota; Glomeromycetes; Diversisporales; Gigasporaceae
Source: the annotation of a GenBank genome assembly